AUGGGGGGCCCCGCGCGCCUCUGGCUGGCGCUGGCGCUGGCCUGUGGCGCCGCGGAGGUGGCGGCGGGCGCCGAGGCGCCGUGCAUGGCCCAGGCCGAGGAGCAGGAGGCCGAGGCGGAGGGGUGGCCGCACGCAGCCGUGCCGCCGGCCGCCGCUUUCGGCGCCGUGGCCGCGCCGUCCUACCGCGGCCCCGGCAACAAUGACACGCGGCCCAACAGGGCGCUGCCCAUCCUGCUCUGGUGGAGCGGCAGCCUCUUCCCGCACUUCCCCGGCGACACGGAGCGCAUCGACUGCCCGCGCGGCUCGUGCCUGGCCACGCGGAGCCGGCGCGCGGCGCGGCACCGCCGCACCAAGGCGCUCAUCUUCUACGGCACCGACUUCAGGGCCUAUGAGGCGCCGCUGCCGCGCCUGCCSCACCAGACCUGGGCCCUCUUCCACGAGGAGUCCCCCAUGAACAACUACGUGCUCUCGCACUCGCCCGGCAUCGGCCUCUUCAACUACACGGCCACGUUCCGCCGCGAGUCCGACUACCCGCUGACGCUGCAGUGGCUGCCCGACGCCGGCUACCUGCGGCGCCCGCCCGUGCCCCUGGCCGAGAAGGAUGCGUGGCGGCAGCGGGGCUACGCGCCCGUGCUCUACAUGCAGUCCCACUGCGACGUGCCCUCCGACAGGGACCGCUAYGUGCGGGAGCUCAUGAAGUACAUCCAGGUUGAUUCCUAUGGGAAAUGCCUGCAUAACCGUGAGCUUCCCAGUGAGCGACUGAGAGACACUUCUACAGCCACUACAGAAGAUUCUGAAUUCAUGACUUUUGUUGCCAGAUACAAGUUUCACUUGGCUUUAGAGAAUGCCAUAUGUAAUGACUACAUGACUGAGAAACUGUGGCGCCCAAUGCAUCUGGGUGCUGUCCCUGUGUACCGAGGCUCUCCAGUUGUGCGAGACUGGAUGCCAAACAACCUUUCCAUCAUUCUCAUAGAUGACUUUGACAGCCCUCAAGAGCUGGCAAAGUAUCUUAAUUUCUUGGACAAGAAUGGAGAGGAAUAUCUGAAGUAUUUAGAGUAUAAAAAGCCUGGUGGAAUCAAAAACCAGUUCCUGCUCGAGAGCUUGGAGAGGCGGGAGUGGGGUGUUAAUGAUAUGACUCUGCCCAACUACCUGAACGGCUUCGAGUGUUUCRUCUGUGACAGGGAGAAUACCCGAGUCAAAGAAGAGCAGGAGCACAAAAAGUCUCGUCAGAAACUUCCAGCUCCCAAACCUCGAAUUGCUCAGUUCAAGCAUAUGGGAUGUCCUAUGCCAACCCCUGGGUUUGGAAGUGUUGAAGAUAUCKCUGGAGGAGACAGUUGGAAAGAGAUGUGGCUGCAGGAUUAUUGGCAAAGUCUUGAUCAGGGUGAGGCUCUCACUGCUAUGAUUCAUCGCAAUGAGUCGCAUCAGGAAAGAUUUUGGGAUUAUAUGCACGAGAUUUUCCUCAAGAGGACCAGCCAUCACUGACUCAUCUUUGGAAGGCAUUGACUUGAAAAUUAUGUUGAAAGUUGAGAGUGAAAAUUCUUACCUCACUCCAAAUAUUUGCCUUGAAAUAGCAGAAAAACUAUUUCAGAGACAUUUUUUUUUCUAACGGAUGAAGUGAGUCAGUCCCUGUUGUGAUUGGAUUUCAGCUGUGCAGAUAUUAUCCACUGCUUGAAUUUGAAUUUCAGUGGAGUGUGAAGCUACUGCUGACCUGCAAGUGUCAACAUCUGGGGCAAAAGAAGAAUUUACUCUCGUGGUGCAUUUGGUAUAUGCUUCCCUGUGACUUCAGAUGAGCACGUUUUCAGACUCUGCUCAAAUAACCUAGGUUAUUUCAC
Molecule: messenger RNA, 1832 nt
Organism: Nothoprocta perdicaria
Lineage: Eukaryota; Metazoa; Chordata; Aves; Tinamiformes; Tinamidae
Gene: POFUT4
Product: fucosyltransferase 11
Exons: 3
Coding region: 1-1482 (493 amino acids)
Cellular component (GO): Golgi membrane
Molecular function (GO): alpha-(1->3)-fucosyltransferase activity
Source: RefSeq, a predicted model, not a curated record